This is a messenger RNA of Acanthisitta chloris (rifleman), 1398 nucleotides long. It is a transcript of the gene PSMD5, whose product is annotated as proteasome (prosome, macropain) 26S subunit, non-ATPase, 5. The annotation marks the transcript as partial. The transcript is spliced from 10 exons. The record is from RefSeq and is a predicted model, not a curated record. Lineage: Eukaryota; Metazoa; Chordata; Aves; Passeriformes; Acanthisittidae. Gene Ontology annotation, cellular component: cytosol. Gene Ontology annotation, biological process: proteasome assembly.
CGCCUCGGCGAGCACCACCUGCGGCCGCUCUUCGCCCUCCUCAGCACCAGCGACCGGGAGCAGGUGUCUGCGUGUGUUUCCAUCCUGGAGAGGCUCCUGCAGGCCCUGGAUCCGCUGUAUUUGAUCCAGAACCUCCGGGAAGAGUUUCAGAAAGGGCUUUUCCACCCUGAUGACUCCGUGAAGAUCCUGACCAUCUCGCAGGUUGGGAGGAUUGUUGAAAACUCAGAAGCUGUGACAGAAAUUCUCAACAGUCCUGAGCUGUUAAGGCAAAUAAUCAACUGCAUUGGUGGGGAGAAGAUAGCAGUGGCUAAGGAGGCCAUCAAGUCUCUCUCCAGAAUAGCCCAGACACAGGAUGGCUUAGAGGCUUUGUUUGUCAGCAAUUUGCUGAGUGACCUGAAGAAUGUGAUGGCCACGAGUGAUGUCGUUCGCUACAGAGUGUAUGAGUUAAUUGUUGAGAUAUCUUCAGUGUCAGCAGAGUCCCUGAAUUACUGUGCAAACAGUGGGUUAAUAGCUGAGUUAAUUGGAGAGCUGACUGGAGAUGAUGUGCUCGUCAGAGCCACCUGCAUAGAGAUGGUGACGUCCCUGGCCCACACCCCCCAUGGACGUCAGUAUCUUGCUCAGCAAGGAGUGAUUGAUAAAAUAUCAAACAUCAUCCUUGGUGCAGAGUCUGAUCCUUUCUCAGGCUUCUAUUUGCCAGGAUUUGUGAAGUUCUUUGGGACUCUGGCUGUGGUGGACAGUCCCCAGCAGAUCUGCGAGCGAUACCCUGUCUUCAUGGAGAAAGUCUUUGAGAUGGCAGAGAGUCAGGAUCCAACCAUGAUUGGAGUGGCUGUGGACACACUGGGAAUCCUGGGAUCAAAUGUGGAAGGCAAACAGGUUUUACAGAAAACCAGAAGUAGAUUUCAAAAUCUGUUGAGCAAAAUAGGACACCAGGCCAAGAAUGCCCCCACCGAGCUGCGACUUCGGUGCUUGGAUGCCAUUUCAUCCCUUCUUUACUUGCCUCCAGAGCAGCAGACAGAAGACCUUUUGAGAAUGACUGAAUGCUGGUUCACAUCCCUGUCCAGUCACCCCCUGGAGCUGUUCAGGAGCAUCAGCACUCAGCCCUUCCCUGACCUCCACUGUGGGGCUUUGAGGGUGUUCACUGCUAUUGCAAAUCAACCAUGGGCCCAGAAGCUGAUGCUGGACAGCCCAGGGUUUGUGGAGUACAUCGUGGACAGAUCUGUGGAGCCUGACAAAGCUUCCAAGGAUGCUAAAUAUGAACUGGUUAAGGCCCUUGUGAACUCCAAAACAAUUGCAGAGAUCUUUGGGAAUCAGUAUUACCUGAGGCUCAGGGCUUACCUGCAUGAGGGCCCUUACUAUGUUAAGGCAGUUUCUACUACAGCUGUGGAAGGAGCAGAAUAA